GGUUUCAAUAAAUUAAUAGUAGAUACAGGAGAAUUUAGUACUGUCUAAUUACCAGAAAUUCUUAGAUCUUGUAUUUAAAAAAAAAAAUCCCAAGCAAGUAUUCCAUAAAUUAAUAUGGAGUGGACAUAGACUCAGCUAGGAACUGACGUAGGACAACUGAACCUACAAAUGUCAAGAGGCAACAUUACUGGUUGAUUUGUUUGUGGACCCUGGCUCAAACCACAUAAGUUUUACACAUUUGAGAAGUCUUUAAAUGUUGGUUGCAUGUGGAUUCCCUGUUACUCUGAAACUUACAGAGGACUCUGCAGCUGGAUUUGGAGAUGGUUGAAGUCAGAAGGGGACGUUUCUUCAACUCCCUGAGAGGACAUUUUGGAAUGACCAUCAUUUAUGGAUUAUUAUCAGAAUACUGCAUCCAUUUGGAACAACUAUAAUCUUUCCUCUCGGAGGGUAUCUUCUCUCAAUAUAUCAAUGAAAUGUGGAUAUGAAUUUCUUGAAUAAUGUAUGAAAAUGACACUAACUAUGAUAAGGGUACUCUUAAUGCAUCAUUGCUUCAGCAAAAACUCUUCAUUGGGAGCAUGUUUUGUUUCUGUUAUUGGGCACAGUGUAGCAAGAUCAACUUUUGCUGGGGAAAGCAGCCUAAACCCGAAGUUCCCAGAGUUUUUAGUAUCAUCUAUAUCUCAUAAAUUAUCUCCAACUCCACGUUUUCAGCAAUUUUCUGCUGCCACAGAGCCUCAUAGGAUCUUGUGGAAAGGUUCCUCUAAUGCACUCUUAUUGGACAAGCUUCAAACUGCUUUAAAGGAUCACAGAGUGGACGAAGCAUGGGAGGCAUUUAAUGAUUUCAAAGGCUUAUAUGGUUUUCCAAAAUACUCUCUUGUUAACCAAUUGGUCAUUGAGUUGUCCUAUUCAUCUGAUUCUCAUUGGCUUCGAAAGGCAUAUGAUCUGGUCCUCCUGAUUGUAAAUGAGAAGCCGGAUUUGCUUCACCAUGAUUUCUUGACCAGGUUGGCUCUCUCCCUGGUAAGAGCUCAAAUGCCUAUUCCUGCUUCCACCAUCCUCAGAUUGAUAAUGGAAAAAUAUAAGCUCCUAUCCAUGGAUUUAUGGAAAACCAUCUUUAUUCAUAUGGUAAAGACAGAUGUAGGGACGUGUAUUGCAUCCAAUAUCUUGGCUGAGAUUUGUGAAUGUUUCCUGCAUCGUAAGGUUGAUCAUAAUGUAAAAAGUUUCAAAUGCUCAAGUUUGAUGAAGCCUGAUACAAUGAUCUUCAACCUUGUUCUUGAUGCCUGUGUACGGUUCAGAUCAAUGUUGAAGGCUCAACAGGUAAUAGAGUUGAUGCCACAGGUAGGAGCUGUAGCUGAUGCGCACUCCAUUGUGAUUAUUGCUCAGAUCCACGAGAUGAAUGGACAAAAGGAUGAGCUGAAGAAAUUUAGACACCUUGUCGAUGGAGUUUCAGUCCCGUUGCUUCACCAUUAUCGGCAGUUCUACGACAGUUUGCUGAGCUUGCACUUCAAAUUCGAUGAUAUUGAUGCUGCAUCUGGGUUAGUGUUGGAUUUGUCUAGACACCCAAGAUCUUCCCAUAGAAAGGAUCUUCAAAAGCCUUGCGUAGUUUCAAUUGGUUCUGGUAAUCCUAGGAUGGGACUGAGAAUGCAGGUCGAACCUGAGCUGUUGCAGAAGAAUUUUGUUUGUGGAGUGGACAGUCAGCCCGAACUUGUUAAUUUCAUGGAUGGGAGACUUGUACUUAGUAACAAGGCCCUUGCCAAACUUAUUAUUGGCUUCAAGAGGGAUGGGAAGGUUGGUGAGCUAUCAGUGCUUCUAGUUAACAUUCAAACAGAGUUGGGCUUAUCCCAAGAAGCUGGUUUGAGCUCUGAAGUGAUCAAUGCUUGCGUUCAGUUGGGCUGGCUGGAGACUGCCCAUGACAUUUUGGAUGACAUGGAACAGGCAGGUAAGCCCGUUGGUUCCGUUACAUAUUUUUCUCUAUUGAGAUCCUAUUGCAGAGAAGACAUGUUGAAAGAAGGCAAAGGAUUAGUAAGACAAAUGAGAAAGGCCGGUUUGCUCACAGACUUGCCUGAUGAGGAGGUUAUCUCAACAUGUCUUCCAGAAGAAAGUGGCAUGUAUCUUUUUGAUUUUAAGCCUGCCUCUUUAGUUGAGAAAUCAGGUUUGGCAGAGUCUUUGACCCGAGAAUUGAGGAAGGAAGAAAAAGCAACAUUUUCACUGGUUUACAAAAUUGAUUCUUCAAUUUAUUUCUUCUGCAAGGCCAAAAUGAUGGAGGACGCUUUGAAGGCGUACCGAAGGAUGCAGGAAAGGAACCUACAGCCUACGGUGCAUACUUUUUUUAACCUGAUAAAUGGGUAUUCUUCUUUGGGUAUGUAUCGUGAGAUUACAAUUUUGUGGGGUGAUAUCAGGAGGCGACUGCAUAGUGGAGAUUUAGAGGUGAACAGAGAUUUGCAAGAGUUAUUGUUGUGGAAUUUUAUUCGAGGUGGGUACUUUGAGAGAUUGAUGGAAGUCAUAAGUUACAUGAUACAGCAUGGGAUGUAUAUUGACAAGUGGAAGUAUAAGAGAGAAUUCCUAAAAUUCCACAAGGGUCUGUAUAGAAAUUUAAAGGCAUCAAAAGCUAAAACUGAGGCUCAGAUUAAGAGGCUUGAGCAUGUCAGUGCAUUUAGGAAAUGGGCUGGUAUUGAUUGAAUGUCCUUGCUUUUGUUCAAGCAUAGUUUCAUUAGGGUGCAGCCAUUUAUGCCAAGCGUAGUCAUUUGUUGACAGGCUUUAGAUCCAUGGAAACUAAGUUGAAUGAUAAAGCAACAGAAAACGACUGUGUUGAUGGCUGAGCUGGAAGAUACUUUCAUAAAACCCUGCAGCUGAGCAACCGGGUAUAAUGUUCUUAUACCAGGUAAGAUUUUAUUGGCCAGAGUGGACCUGCUUCCGAACUUCACUGUCUGGUGUGGAUUUAAGCUCUGCAAGUUAUUGAACAUUGG
This is a messenger RNA of Telopea speciosissima, 2960 nucleotides long. Its product is annotated as pentatricopeptide repeat-containing protein At4g17616. The transcript has 2 exons. Lineage: Eukaryota; Viridiplantae; Streptophyta; Magnoliopsida; Proteales; Proteaceae. The record is from RefSeq and is a predicted model, not a curated record. Gene Ontology annotation, molecular function: protein binding. The coding region runs from base 502 to 2673 and encodes 723 amino acids.